CCCACUUCUUAUUUUACCACCCUGCUUACAACUCUCCAGACAGCCCCUUCCACAGUGCUAUAAGAGGCGUCGUAUAUGAGUGCUUGUCUCUUUUGUCUUUUUCUGCAGCUCUAUCAUUCAGUGUUUGAUCGGACUUAUUUAGACAUAUCUCUAACAGCUAUACAACCUGCUGAAACAUGAGAUUACAGACUAUACUAGCUUUGGUUGUGGUGUUUGCCGGGACAAUUCAAGGCCACAUUUCUUUCACAGAAAUAGAGGCCACUUGUGAUGCUACGCAGGAUGUUUCAUGUGACGGGACUGUGGGACAGCCUUUGUAUCUACAGAUGAUCUCAAAAGAGAAAGCACAGAGAAUGCAACAAGAAUAUGAACUUAAAUUGAUUAAAAAAAACAAUAACGGUGAAUCCAGACUACUUCGAUCUAAGGAAAACUCACCGAUCGAGCCAAGAUGGACAUUUUGUCCAGACAACGGGACCUUGAUUAUAAACCCUGUGGAGUGGGCUGAUUUUGGAAUGUACAAAGUACAGAUCUACCUAACAAACGGGACCUCCGUGGCAAGUACCAACAUGACGCUGAUGAACGAAUCUGGUCAGAUUUCACGUUGGAAUGAGAACUUAAUUCGGAUACUGUGUUCCAUUGGAGUGGUCAUAAUUGCUGUGGUUAUUCUUCUGAACAGAGUUCAAUUCUGUCAACAAAGAGGUGUUGGUGAAGGAAUGACUGAGACUAACCCUGGUGUGUGCAUUCCCAUGGUAUCCCAGUCAGCUUCAGUGCAGAAUGAGCCGUGCCAUGUUCCACGAGACAUAAAUAAAUAA
Messenger RNA from Alosa sapidissima (American shad), 809 nucleotides. RefSeq lists its product as uncharacterized. The transcript has 4 exons. The record is from RefSeq and is a predicted model, not a curated record. Lineage: Eukaryota; Metazoa; Chordata; Actinopteri; Clupeiformes; Clupeidae. Bases 177 to 809 code for a protein of 210 amino acids.